AUGGGAGAUACUUCAUUAGUCCUGGCGGAUCUCUCCGAUUUUCUUGAGAGAGCCAAAAACCCAGUUCAGAAUUCAAUGAUGGAGAGAAUAGUGAAGAGUGGUUUGAUUGAGGCCGCCACAUUUCCCAUUGUUGCACCAUGCCUAGAGUUAGUAUUGGAAUGUAUGAAUAGGUAUGAUGCGGAGCACAGGUGUAUUAGGAACAUCAAUGGCGAAGUGUUGUUAAAAAUUGACAGGGACACUGUUAAAAGGAAAUGUCCAUGCCUUGUAUUGGGAAGACUGGAUGUACUUCUAUAUACAAGUCAUGCUGAACAGAAGCGCCUACCUGGAUUGGGGGCAGGUGAUUGCAGAAAGAUUACACGAGAGUCUGAACAGAAACUUCAAGCAAAUGCAGUUCGUAGACUUAGAACCGAAUUCCACGACCCUAACCACCAUCCUCUCUGCCUGCGCAAAAUGGAAGCUUUCGAACAGUUGGCAGAUGUAGAGCUCAACUUAGCAACCUUUUCCAGCAUCCUCCCUGCGUGCGCCAAAAUGGGAGCCUUGGAUGAGGGUAUGAAAAUCCAUCGAAAAGUGUUUGAAGACGGAUUUUCUUCAGAUGUUAUAGUUGUGACAGCCUUGAUAGACAUGUAUGCAAAAUGUGGAAAUCUACAGAAGGCACAUGAAUUGUUUGAUGGUAUACCUCAACAAGAUGUGGUUUCAUGGACUGCAAUUGUCGCUGGAUAUGCACAGAAUGGGUUUGUUGAUAAAGCUUUGGAGAUAUUCAAGCAUAUGCAAUUUUCAGGUGUAAAGCCCAAAUUCAACAACUUCUGCCAGCCUUCCUCUACGCCAAUGCUAAGGUUUGGAGUAGGUUGUGAACGUCCAUCAUCGAAUGACUUAGUUGCUAUUACCUUGGCCGAUAUGAAUGCAAAGUGUGGAAGAACAUAG
Molecule: messenger RNA, 921 nt
Organism: Cryptomeria japonica (Japanese cedar)
Lineage: Eukaryota; Viridiplantae; Streptophyta; Pinopsida; Cupressales; Cupressaceae
Product: pentatricopeptide repeat-containing protein At2g13600-like
Exons: 4
Coding region: 1-921 (306 amino acids)
Biological process (GO): RNA modification
Molecular function (GO): RNA binding; protein binding
Source: RefSeq, a predicted model, not a curated record